Molecule: messenger RNA, 690 nt
Organism: Pediculus humanus corporis (human body louse)
Lineage: Eukaryota; Metazoa; Arthropoda; Insecta; Psocodea; Pediculidae
Product: mitochondrial 28S ribosomal protein S2, putative
Exons: 2
Coding region: 1-690 (229 amino acids)
Biological process (GO): translation
Cellular component (GO): mitochondrial small ribosomal subunit; ribosome
Molecular function (GO): structural constituent of ribosome
Source: RefSeq, a predicted model, not a curated record
AUGUUUACAAUAAAAGAUUUAUUUAAUGCCAGAGUACAUUAUGGACAUAAAAUAAGUUCACUUAAUGAUAAUAUGAAACAAUAUUUGUUUGGAUCACGUUUAGGACAUCUCAUAUUCGAUUUGGAUAUCACAUCUCAGCAUUUACAAAAAGCAUUAAAUUUUACAGCUCAUGUCGCUUAUCAAAAUGGAAUUAUAUUAUUUAUAUCUAAAAAUCCUAGAUUUACAUUAGUCGUUGAAAAAACAGCUGUCGCAUGUCAAGAAUAUGCAGUGACGAGAGAAUGGAAUGCUUUUACCUUUACAGGAAGUUAUAGAGUUUUUGAAAAUUAUAUAAGAUUGCCAGAUUUGUGUAUUUUUUUAAACACAUUACAAGAAAAUUGCGAACAACAUCCGGCAGUUAAAGAUGCUGCUAAAAUGUGUAUCCCAACAAUAGCCAUAACAGAUACAAAUUGUGAUCCUAAUUUAAUUACUUUUCCAGUACCUGGAAAUGAUGAUUCAAUAGAAUCAAUAAAUCUUUAUUGUAAAUUAUUUAAAAAUGCAAUAUUAGCUGGGAAAAAUGCAAGGAAAAAAAAAUUGAGUAAUAAUAAAAAUAAAGGAAUCCCCAUUACUGAUAAGAAAUGCAGUAGGUUUGAUAAACUAUUAGACGAACGAGAUUUUAUUUAUUGUGUAUCUAUAAGAUGGAUAUCGAUUUGA